UGCACCGUUUCUCUUUUAAGUUUUCUCUCCUCUUCUCUUCCAGAAAAACGGAUCAGAAAAUUGUCUCGGCAUUGAAUCUUUGUUUCCCGGAAAGUUAAAAAGAAAAAAAAAACAGGAUUUGUUUCCUUUAAAAUAUGUUAAGAAAUGAAUGGAAAUGAAACAGAAGGAGUGAAAAUGGAGGAAUGUAAAGAAAUGGCGGUUUAUAUGUGGGGAUAUUUGCCGGGAGCUUCGCCGGAGAAAUCUCCGAUGCUGUCUCCUGUUCCCGUCCGGUUACCGACUUCGGCUUCGUCGUGGAAGGACGUUUGUGGUGGUGGUUGUGGGUUUGCUAUGGCCAUUUCAGAUUGCGGAAAGCUGAUAACUUGGGGUUCAGCAGAUGAUGAAGGGCAAAGCUACCUGACAUCAGGGAAGCAUGGGGAAACGCCUGAGCCAUUCGCUCUUCCAACUGAAGCUUCAAUAGUGAAGGCAGGUGCUGGUUGGGCUCAUUGUGUUUCUGUAACAGAAAACAAGUACACAAGUUAUGUUUACUGGUUGAGAGAUGAAGAUUCUGAAAGUUAUUUGGGAAAUGCUGAUGACCAUUUGUUCUUGCAUCACCACGAUAUAGAUAAAGGUGAAGGGUACACAUGGGGCUGGAAGGAGUGUGUCCCCUCUGGGAAAAUCACCCAUGAUUGGGUUACUGGAGGGAGCUUUGAAAAGGAUAUUGUUGGGAAACAGACUACUGUACAAACUGAACAAGUGAGUCCAAAGUCGCGUGGAUCAAAUGUAAGUGGUGGAACAGUUUCUCAAACAGAGAAUCGAAAGGCUGGGGAGGAAACAGCAAAGCGAAGAAGAAUAUCUGCAGCAAAAGAAGAACAUGAAAGCUUAACUUCUGGAGAUGAAUUUUUCACGGUGUCUCCCUGUCUCGUGACUCUGGGUCCAGGAGUAAAGAUCACAAGUGUUGCUGCAGGCGGGCGCCAUACUUUAGCACUGUCAGAUAUGGGACAGGUCUGGGGUUGGGGCUAUGGAGGUGAAGGACAGCUAGGCCUAGGUUCCCGAAUAAAAAUGGUGUCUUCUCCGCACCUCAUACCAUGCAUUGAACAAACUACUUCUGGAAAAGAUAGGUCUCUAGCAGUUCAUCAAGGAAGCUUGAGUUCACAAAUGCAACUUUCUAAAGCGUAUGGAAGCUAUGUGAAGGAAAUCACUUGUGGAGGUCGGCAUAGUGCAGUAAUAACAGAUGCUGGAGCUUUACUUACCUUCGGUUGGGGACUUUACGGGCAGUGUGGCCAAGGAAGUACAAGUGAUCUUUUGAAACCAACUUGCGUUUCUUCUUUUUCGGGUAUACAAGUCCUAGGAGUUGCUGCUGGCCUGUGGCAUACCGUUUGCAUAGCUGUUGAUGGCCAAGUAUAUGCCUUUGGUGGUAAUCAGUUUGGACAGCUGGGUACUGGUGCUGAGCAGGCUGAGACAUCACCAAGGCAAUUGGAUGCCGCAAGUUUGGAGGGCAAGCAUGCAAAGAUGGUAUCAUGUGGGGCUCGCCACAGUGCUAUACUUACAGAUGAUGGCCGAGUACUAAGCUGGGGUUGGAAUAAGUACGGCCAGCUUGGUCUGGGUGAUACAAUCGACCGUAACACUCCUGCUCCGGUUCCCAUAGACGGUUGCCUACCAAAAAAUGUUGCUUGUGGUUGGUGGCACACGCUAUUGCUGGCAGAAACACCAAUUUGGGCCCCAAAUUCUUGAUAAGAUCGAAAGAGGAACAGUUUUGGUAGAGUAGAGAUGCACUGACUGGUCAGGGUUCUUUGAUGUAUUCAUCGCCUUAGUGUACGACUGUACAUAUUGCUGUUUGCACAUCCAUUUAAGCAUGUACUCUUCUUGCAGGGGCUAGUUUGUCUUUUAACAGCAGAUUGCAGUGCCAGCUGAAUUAAUUUGUACACGAACAAUAAAUACUAGUACUGAUACAUUAAAUAAUCAGUAGGCUUGUCAUUCCUUCGCCUGGUAGUA
Theobroma cacao (cacao) is the source of this 1971-nucleotide messenger RNA. RefSeq lists its product as uncharacterized. The record is from RefSeq and is a predicted model, not a curated record. NCBI's taxonomy places the organism in Eukaryota, Viridiplantae, Streptophyta, Magnoliopsida, Malvales, Malvaceae.